GAUUAGCUUCUCUCAGAAGAGAAAAGGUACUUGGACCUCUGCUUAUUUCUUCUUUAGAAUAAUUUGGAUGGGAUCUGUGAUGCAGAAAAGCUUCAGGAAAAAAGGAUAUCCAUUCUCUGUGGUGGAAAAAUUUUGAAAAAAAAAAAAUUGCUUCCUUCAAACAAGGGUGCCAUUGUGAUAUUUACGGGGAUUGUUGUCCUCACUAUGAAGGCAUCUGUUAUUGAAAUGUUCCUUGUUUUGCUGGUGACUGGAAUACACUCACAUAAGGAAAUGACAAAGAAGGUUAAAAGGCCCAAAUUCACUGUGCCUCAGAUCAACUGCGAUGUGAGAGCUGGAAAGAUAACCAAUCCCGAGUUCACUGUGAAGUGUCCAGCAGGAUGCCAGGACCCCAGGUACCAUGUUUAUGGCACUGACAUCUACGCGUCCUACUCCAGCGUAUGUGGUGCUGCGGUUCACAGUGGUGUGCUCGAUAAUUCAGGAGGGACAAUACUUGUUCGGAAAGUUGUGGGACAGUCUGGCUAUAAAGGGAGUUACUCCAAUGGUGUCCAGUCAUUAUCCCUUCCACGAUGGAGAGAAUCCUUUGUCAUCUCAGAAGGUAAACCCCAAAAGGGUGUAACCUACCCAUCGGCUCUCACAUAUUCAUCAUCUAAAAGCCCAGCUGCCAAAGCAGGUGAAACCACAAAAGCCUAUCAGAGCCCAUCAGUUCCAAGAACAACCACACAGCCAGUCACCCUGAUGCAGGUACCGGGGACCACCACAGUUGAAGCCACCCACACCACCUUGCCAAAGCCAUCCCCGUCUGCAGGCUCUACCACCGGCAGCCUCAGACCACAGCCCGUGGGCCAGAGAAGCCAGGAGCUGGGGGAACCUGACUUGUGGAAAGCUGGAUCGGUGCUUCUAGAUGCAGGAUUUGUUCCAAAAGAAGAAUUAAGCACACAGUCUUCGGAGCCAGUAUCCCAGGGAGAUCCGAGCUGCAAAGUUGACUUGUCGUUUUUAAUUGAUGGGAGCUCGAGCAUUGGCAAACGGCGAUUCCGAAUCCAGAAGCAGUUCCUGGCCGACAUCGCCCAAGCUCUUGACGUUGGCCCUGCCGGUCCACUGAUGGGUGUUGUUCAGUACGGAGACAACCCUGCUACCCAGUUUAAUCUCAAGACUCACAUGAAUUCCCGGGAUCUGAAGACAGCCAUAGAGAAAAUCACCCAGAGAGGCGGGCUAUCUAAUGUAGGCCGGGCCAUCUCCUUUGUGACCAAGAACUUCUUUUCCAAAUCGAAUGGAAACAGAGGUGGUGCUCCCAACGUGGCUGUGGUAAUGGUGGAUGGCUGGCCCACGGACAAGGUGGAGGAGGCAUCGAGGCUUGCAAGGGAGUCAGGAAUCAACAUUUUCUUCAUCACCAUUGAAGGUGCCUCUGAAAACGAGAAGCAGUACGUGCUAGAGCCCAACUUUGCAAACAAGGCUGUGUGCAGAACCAACGGCUUCUACUCGCUCAACGUGCAGAACUGGUUCAGCCUCCACAAGACCGUGCAGCCCCUGGUGAAGCGGGUCUGUGACACCGACCGACUGGCCUGCAGCAAGACCUGCUUCAACUCGGCCGACAUUGGCUUUGUCAUCGACGGCUCCAGCAGCGUGGGCACGGGCAACUUCCGCACGGUCCUCCAGUUCGUGGCCAACCUCAGCAAAGCGUUUGAGAUUUCCGACACGGACACGCGGAUCGGGGCCGUGCAGUACACCUACGAGCAGCGGCUGGAGUUUGGGUUUGACGCGUACAGCACCAAGCCCAGCGUGCUCAACGCCCUCAAGAGGGUGGGGUACUGGAGUGGCGGGACCAGCACGGGAGCUGCCAUCAGCUAUGCCCUGGAGCAGCUCUUCGAGAAGUCCAAGCCCAACAAGAGGAAGCUCAUGAUCCUCAUCACCGACGGCAGGUCCUAUGACGACAUCCGGAUACCAGCCACGGUCGCCCAUCACAAGGGAGUGAUCACCUAUGCUAUAGGCGUGGCUUGGGCUGCCCAGGACGAGCUGGAAGUCAUCGCCACUCACCCUGCCAGGGACCACGCCUUCUUUGUGGAUGAAUUUGACAACCUCUACAAAGCUGUCCCCAAGGUCAUCCAGAACAUUUGUACAGAGUUCAACUCACAGCCUCGGAACUGAAUUCAGAGCAGGCAAAGCACCAGCAAAUGCUGCUUUGCUGACCAGCUCUGGGACAACCCCCAACGCUUUAUGGCACACACGUGGGGCAGCAAGGCACGUAGGGCUUGGAAACCAUGUGUUGUUAUUUUUCUUUGCCAGUGUGGUUUUUCAUACUUCGAAACUUGGAAUUAGAAAGAUGAUCAUAAAUUUGUACAAUGAGCCAAAAUAAUACAUCGUUUUGGGAGUGCUGGGGAUUUUACAUUUUGAGAAUUGUUUUCAAAAUAAAUAUAGAGAGUAGAAUGCAGCACUUACGAGAGGCUUAACUAGAGCUUUUGCAAGAUUUGUAACAUUUUUAUUUCCCAUUAGAAUUCUAUAACUCUCCACAAGUUUCAUUUUUUUGUCAUGACAAUAUAGGAGUUGCUUAAUUAAAUGUUUGAAAGGAUUUCAUGCAGUCGCUCUGACCGUGUCAUGGGUGGUGUUCGCAGGCUUUGUGGCAGGGCCACCCUCUCUGAGCACCUGUCAUGCACUCUCUCCUGGCCCAAGGUGACAGUGCACCCACAGGGGUGCAGAGACAAUGUGGCAGCGGCAUGGCUGCUCCUGCUUUUCCUCCCUCUUCUCCAUUAUUGGAAUCACUGCGGUACAUGGAGCAGUUGGGGAUGGGUCCUGGAGGACCACACUGACCUGGCUUUAAAAGCAGUGCCAUCGCUAUUUACAGUAGCCAGGACAUGGAAGCAACCUAAAUGCCCAUCAACAGAUGAAUGGAUAAAGAAGAUGUGGCACGUAUAUACAAUGGAAUAUUACUCAGCCAUAAAAAGGAAUGAAAUUGCAUUAUUUGUAGUGAGGUGGAUGGACCUAGAGACUGUCAUACAGAGCAAAGUAAGCCGGCAAGAGAAAAACAAAUACCAUAUGCUAACUCAUACAUAUGGAAUCUAAGAAAAUGAUACUGAUGAACCCAGUGACAGGGCAAAAAUAAAGAUGCAGAUGUAGAGAAUGGACUUGAGGACACUGAGUGGAGGGUGAAGGGGAAUCUGGGAUGAAGUGAGAGAGUAGCAUUGACAUAGAUACAGUACCAAAUGUAAAAUAGAUAGCUAGUGGGAAGCUGCUGCAUGACACAGGGAGAUCAACUCGAUGAUGGGGGGUGAUGACUUAAAGGAUUGGGAUAGGGAGGGUGGGAAGGAAUCACAGGAGAGAGGGGUUACAGGGAUAUAUCUAUAAAUACAGCUGAUUCACUUUGUUGUACAGCAAAAAAUGGCACAACAGUGUAAAGCAAUUAAAUUCCAAUAAAGAGCUUUAAAAAAAUUUUAAAAUUAAAAUUAAAAAAUUUUUACAAAUAAAAAUAAAAGCAGUGCAUCGGGCUGGUGCAGCCACUCUCAGCCUGAGCUGCACAUUAGAAUCACUGAGAGAGUAAAAUUAGAAUUACUGAGAGAGUAAAAUGCUCGUUCCCAGGCCCCACCCCAAUCCCAGUGAAAGCUGAGUCUCUGGGAAGGGAGCCUGAGCACCAGCAGGUUUGAAGAGCUUUCUGGUGGUACCAUUGAUAUGCUGCCAGGAUUGAGAACUGCUGAGAUGCCUCGGAGGGGUCAGUGUGAGGGCUGUUUCCUGAGAGAGUCUCUGUUUAUGCUUGCUGUUCUGGGUCCCAUCUAGUUUAGCAUUUGUCUUGGAUAUUUCAUUUGUUACCUAGAUACUAUUAUUAAGA
Messenger RNA from Hippopotamus amphibius kiboko, 3814 nucleotides. RefSeq names its product vitrin (gene VIT). The record is from RefSeq and is a predicted model, not a curated record. The coding region runs from base 205 to 2142 and encodes 645 amino acids. Gene Ontology annotation, biological process: extracellular matrix organization; positive regulation of cell-substrate adhesion. NCBI's taxonomy places the organism in Eukaryota, Metazoa, Chordata, Mammalia, Artiodactyla, Hippopotamidae. Gene Ontology annotation, cellular component: interstitial matrix. The transcript has 14 exons.